UUUUUUUACUGCCGUUGAUGGCACUGCGAAUUGCGGCCAACGCUGGUUGCGACAGCUGCACCGCCCUGUGGUUCCCGUUUUCGUCUUCUGCUGGGUGGUUUAUAGGUGCUUCAUAAGUGAUGUUUAAUAUAAACAAACUGCUGACUAAGAUUUCCGAUGCGAAGAACCAGAGUCCGACGAAGCCCCCAAGCCCGCCGGAGGCAUCGGAAUCUAAUGGAGCUAACGAAGCAAGCGCCGAGGGGUUCCUGUGCCCAUCCUGCCUGCGGGCCUUCCCGUCAGCUGAUGCACUGCAGGAUCACUACGAGACAAGCCACGGCAGUGGUCUGGAGGUUGUGUGUCCAACCUGCCGCAUGCGGCUUGGCUCCGAGGUCGAGCUUGAGAGCCACUGCGCCCGCCACCACGCGGCAGCACCACCAGACACCGAGCCGGCAGCCGUGGAGCAACUUCAGCGCGAACUGUCGGCCCUGCAUGCAUCCCUUCGCGAGGAGCGUUCCUGUUCUGAGGAACUGCGGACGGAGGUAUCAAGAUUACACGGUGCCAUUGUCAGCAAGGGAGACUCGGUCGAGGCGGAGAUGCUGAGGUCCCAAGUGCGAGCCCUGGAAGAGGGGAAGGCGCUCUUGACUUCAGAGUUGGUGCUAGCAAGGCAGCAGUUGGGGAAUGACUUGCAGCAGGCACGUGUGGAAGCUACUCAGCUGAGGGCACAGUUGGAACAGCUGCUACAGUCACAACCGCCAGUCGUAGAGAAACUAUCACAGAGCAUGCAGACUGAAGCUGAAAGUCCUCCAGAGCCAGUACCAGAGGUGUGCCGACGAGACGCCCAGGUGCAGGCAUUCAUAGCAGAUACCUCAGUGGCAACUGAGGUCAGCAAAGAGAAUGACAGCCGUGCAGCAGCCCUAGCUGCUCUGACAGCUGAGAAGCAGACACUUCAGCUCAAGCUGGAAGAAGCCGACCGGCGCCUUGCCGAAACUCGAGCGCGUGCGGAAAAGAGGGAGAUGCAACAGCGAGAGGCCUUGGAGAGGAGCGAUGCUGAACGGCAACGGCUGCUACAGGAGGUGGAAGCUGGUCGAUCCGAGCGGGAAUCACUCACAACGUCCCUGGAGGUUGCCAAGCAGGGCCUGGCUGCUGCAGCGACACGCACCGAGGAACUGGAGUCGGAACUGGUGGUGGAGCGACAGCGUGGGGAUUCUGAACUACAAGCCCGCCAGGCAGAGGUGGAUGAACUGCGAACCCAGGUGACUCAACUGUCGGCAGUUGAGGCAGCUCUCCGUGACUCGGCACAGGCGGCUCAGGCACAGCUCGCCGACUAUCGCGCCCAGGCCGAGAGCAAUGCAGAGCAGGCUGCACGGCUAGCUGGACAGCUCAGGGAGCGCGAGUCUGAGCUGGCGACGUGUCGGGAACAACUGGUGACCUGUCAGCGGGAGGCUCAGGCAAGCCAUGAAGAACUCGUGGCCGGCCGCGCUGAGAAGGUUGAGCUAGCACAGGCCGUGCAGGCGCUGCACCAAGCCAAGAGUCGCCUGGCUGACCAACUUUCUGCGCUCGAACUCGAGGUGGGAAAUCUUCGCAACAACCAAGUGGCGCUCGAGGCCGACAGGGCGGCGUUCGAGGCGGAGGUUGAAAACCUGCGCAAGAGCCACGCGGAAGUGGAGGCCAGCCGUGCCACGCUCGAGACUCUGCUAGCCGAGCUUCAACGACAGUGCGACCAGCAGGCCGCUGAGCAUCAGCAGGCGCUUCAGGGUCUACAGGCAGAGCUGGCACGGGCACAGAACAAGGCGCAGCAGGCAUGCUCGGAACUGGAAGUGGAGCAGCAGCGCAGUGCCCGACAAGAGGCAGCGCUGGAGGCUUUGCGGGAGCAGCUGGCGUCCGAGCAGGCCAAUCGUCAAACUGCCCAGACUCAGCUUGACUCAGUCCAAGGAGACAAGCUAGAGCUUGAGGCAAAGUUGGAAAAUGCACUGGACGAACGGAGAGCCCUGCUGGACCGAUGUCUGCGUAGUGAGGGCGAAGCUGAAACUUUAAGAACCAAUGCUGCCGAUUUGAGACGCCGUUUGGAUGACUCAUUGGCCGCUUUGCACGAGUUGGGCCGAGAGAACCAGCUGCUGCAGAUGGACAAUGCCAAGCACCAAGGCCGAAAGUGGGCCGAUGACUCGCAAGUCACUCACUGCACUGGGUGCGAGAAGCUCUUCACUGUCACCAUCCGAAAGCACCACUGCCGAAACUGUGGCAACAUCUUUUGCAACGAGUGCUCGGCAAAGAAUGCGGCCACCGCGUCGUCCAGGAAGCCCGUCAGAGUGUGUGAUAACUGUUACAGUGAACUGACCAAAUGAAUGACCCCCACCGCAACUCCAAAAACUUAUUCAUCGACGCACGUGUGCUUGUCGAAGGCGUGCGGCACAACGGGACAUAGCGUGCUCCUGUUUACAUGUAGUGCAAUCUGUUUUGCGGCCAACUUUGUGCAGCUGUGUUUUUUGGAACUGCUAAACAUCGUGUCUCUACAGUCGCCAUCGGGAACGCCAUGCACAGAGUUUUGCGAAGUGUGCCGAUAAGUGCAUUUCACAUCAAGUGCCAUCUUGAGUUCCUAGCUUGCCAUCUUUUAUUGUGACGGGGACUUGGUGCACAUAGAAUCAAAUCACGCUGCGAGAGCCUGCCUGCAAAAAGGUUACGGGUGCAGUCUUACUAAUCUUUUUCACAGAUUAUCUAUUGAACUGAAAUGUAGAUAUUAUCGUGUUUGAGCUUCUGCCUGUAGUCAUAUGUACCUUGUUAUCUGGUCACGUUGACGGAUUUGUCGUAGUGAACAUUUUUUUUUAGCCAUAGAGCAAGAGUGUGUACUGCAUAACAGUGGAUGUUAGGGCUUGUUUGAAAGAUAUGAACGCUGUAGGUAGCACAUAUAGCGCAUGCGAACUGUUUGCUUUUCUAGACUAACCGAAUAAAAUU
This is a messenger RNA of Rhipicephalus sanguineus (brown dog tick), 2928 nucleotides long. Its product is annotated as early endosome antigen 1. Gene Ontology annotation, cellular component: early endosome. Bases 120 to 2321 code for a protein of 733 amino acids. Gene Ontology annotation, biological process: endocytosis. The record is from RefSeq and is a predicted model, not a curated record. Gene Ontology annotation, molecular function: 1-phosphatidylinositol binding; metal ion binding. The transcript has 19 exons. NCBI's taxonomy places the organism in Eukaryota, Metazoa, Arthropoda, Arachnida, Ixodida, Ixodidae.